CGCUCCGGGGAUCAGCUGGCGGGCGGGCGGGCGCCUAACGCGGCCCCGGCUCUCGCUGCAGCGCCGCCUCCUCUCCGCGUCGCAGGCCGGCCCCGCGGCCGUGACAAUGUUGCAGGACUAGUAGCUGGGCGCCAGCCGCCGAGCCUUCUCAAGUUUAAACUUACGCGAAUCGCUCUCUUGAGGAGGAGGGGACCGCGGCGCGAUUGACACGCAUAUUCCUAUUGGCAUCCUCCCUCAGCCCCCACCCCCACGGCCGGAUUCGGGUGGCUCCUCUCCGAGCUGAAAUCCGAGAAGAAAUCCUUGGAUCUCUUGUUUUCUUAGAAAAAAAAAAAAAUCCAGAAACCUUCGGUAUUUUGCUUUACUGCUUCCUAUUCUCAAGAUGAAGAAGUUUUUCGACUCCCGGCGAGAGCAGGGCGGCUCUGGCCUGGGCUCUGGCUCCAGCGGAGGUGGGGGCAGCACCUCGGGCCUGGGCAGUGGCUACAUCGGAAGGGUCUUUGGCAUUGGGCGACAGCAGGUCACUGUGGACGAGGUGUUGGCGGAAGGUGGAUUUGCUAUCGUGUUUCUGGUGAGGACAAGCAAUGGAAUGAAAUGUGCCUUGAAACGCAUGUUUGUCAACAAUGAGCAUGAUCUCCAGGUGUGCAAGAGAGAAAUCCAGAUAAUGAGAGACCUGUCGGGGCACAAGAACAUUGUGGGCUACAUUGACUCCAGUAUCAACAACGUGAGCAGUGGUGAUGUAUGGGAAGUGCUCAUUCUGAUGGACUUCUGUAGGGGAGGCCAGGUGGUCAACUUGAUGAAUCAGCGCCUGCAGACAGGUUUUACAGAGAAUGAAGUGCUCCAGAUAUUUUGUGACACCUGUGAAGCCGUUGCCCGCCUGCACCAGUGCAAAACUCCUAUUAUCCACCGUGACCUGAAGGUUGAAAAUAUCCUCUUGCAUGACCGAGGCCACUACGUCCUGUGUGACUUUGGAAGCGCCACCAACAAAUUUCAGAAUCCACAAACUGAGGGAGUCAAUGCAGUGGAAGAUGAGAUUAAGAAAUACACAACGCUGUCCUAUCGAGCACCAGAAAUGGUCAACCUGUACAGUGGCAAAAUCAUCACUACGAAGGCAGACAUUUGGGCUCUUGGAUGUUUGUUGUAUAAAUUAUGCUACUUCACUUUGCCAUUUGGAGAGAGUCAGGUGGCAAUUUGUGACGGAAACUUCACAAUUCCUGAUAACUCUCGAUAUUCCCAAGACAUGCACUGCCUAAUUAGGUAUAUGUUGGAACCAGACCCUGACAAAAGGCCAGAUAUUUACCAGGUGUCCUACUUCUCAUUCAAACUACUCAAGAAAGAAUGCCCAAUUCCUAAUGUACAGAACUCUCCCAUUCCUGCAAAGCUUCCUGAACCAGUGAAAGCCAGUGAGGCAGCUGCAAAAAAGACCCAGCCAAAGGCCAGACUGACAGAUCCCAUUCCCACAACAGAGACUUCAAUUGCACCACGUCAGAGGCCUAAGGCUGGGCAGACUCAGCCAAACCCAGGAAUCCUUCCCAUCCAGCCAGCUUUGACACCUCGAAAGAGGGCCACAGUUCAGCCCCUGCCCCAGGUUGCAGGAUCCAGCAAUCAGCCUGGCCUUUUAGCCAGUGUUCCCCAACCCAAAACCCAGCCCCAACCCAGCCAGCCUCUACCGCAGUCUCAGCCCAAGCAGCCACAGGCUCCACCCACCCCACAGCAGACGCCUCCCACUCCAGCCCAGGCUCUGCCCACUCCAGCCCAGGCCACCCCCCAGCACCAGCAGCAACUCUUCCUCAAGCAGCAACAGCAGCCACAGCCACAGCAGCAGCAGCCACCGCCAUCUUCCCAGCAGCCUGCAGGCACGUUUUACCAGCAGCAGCAGCAGCAGCAGCAGCAGGCUCAGCAGGCUCAACAGUUUCAGGCAGUACACCCAGCAGCCCAGCAACCAGCAAUUGCCCAGUUCCCUGUGGUGUCCCAAGGAGGCUCUCAACAGCAGCUGAUACAGAACUUCUACCAGCAACAACAGCAGCAGCAGCAGCAGCAGCAGCAGCAGCAGCUGGCCACGACCCUGCAUCAGCAGCAGCUGCUGACUCAGCAGGCCGCCUUGCAGCAGAAGAGUGCUGUGGCAGCAGCACAGCAGCCCCAGACACAGCCGGCCGCAGCCCCACAGCCACCACCGGCCCAGGAGCCAGCGCAGAUUCAAGCCCCAGUAAGACAACAGCCAAAGGUUCAAACAACCCCACCUCCUGCCGUCCAGGGACAGAAACUUGGAUCUCUCACUCCUCCAUCAUCCCCCAAGACCCAGCGUGCUGGGCACAGGCGGAUUCUCAGUGACGUAACCCAUAGUGCGGUCUUCGGGGUCCCUGCCAGCAAAUCAACCCAGCUGCUCCAGGCAGCUGCAGCUGAGGCCAGCCUCAAUAAGUCCAAGUCUGCAACCACCACUCCAUCAGGCUCUCCUCGGACCUCCCAGCAAAAUGUUUAUAAUGCUUCAGAAGGUUCUACGUGGAAUCCCUUCGAUGACGACAAUUUCUCCAAACUCACCGCUGAAGAACUACUGAACAAGGACUUUGCCAAGCUGGGGGAAGGCAAACAUCCUGAGAAGCUUGGAGGCUCAGCUGAGAGUUUGAUCCCAGGCUUUCAACCAACUCAAGGUGAUGCCUUUGCCACUCCCUCAUUUUCUGCUGGAACAGCUGAAAAAAGGAAGGGUGGGCAGACUGUGGACUCUAGCCUCCCACUUCUAAGUGUAUCUGAUCCUUUUAUCCCUCUUCAAGUACCUGAUGCACCAGAAAAACUAAUUGAGGGACUCAAAUCUCCUGACACUUCUCUCCUGCUCCCUGACCUCUUGCCUAUGACAGACCCUUUUGGUAGCACUUCCGAUGCUGUAAUUGAAAAAGCCGAUGUUGCUGUUGAGAGUCUCAUACCGGGACUGGAGCCCCCGGUACCCCAGCGCCUUCCAUCCCAGACGGAAUCUGUGACCUCGAACCGCACAGAUUCUCUCACCGGGGAAGAUUCCCUGAUUGAUUGCUCCUUGCUUUCUAACCCUACUACUGACCUGCUGGAAGAGUUUGCCCCCAUAGCGAUAUCCGCUCCAGCCCAUAAAGCUGCAGAAGAUAGUAAUCUCAUCUCAGGUUUUGAUGUCCCUGAGGGCUCGGACAAGGUGGCAGAAGAUGAGUUUGACCCUAUUCCUGUAUUGAUAACCAAAAACCCACAAGGUGGGCACUCUAGAAACAGCAGUGGGAGCUCUGAGUCCAGUCUUCCCAACCUAGCCAGGUCUUUACUGCUGGUGGAUCAGCUCAUAGACCUGUAGCCGUGACCCAGUAGCAGAUGCAGUUCUGUAACCUUCAUACCGUAAUAUACAUUUUCAUUACGGAGUUAUAAGAAAAAUGAUUUUUUAAAAAAUCUGCUAAUAAGGGGCCCUCCAGCCCUUAUCUCCUACCCCUUGCCUUCUCCUGUAGAAAUGAUAAGGAAAGAAAAUCACUUUGGCCCUCCAGAUAUUCCUUGGCCAGUUCCUCCCUGUUAGUUUGCUGUGUUUUCUCAUUACCCCUCUUCAAUAGCAUUAUCUUAAAUCAAGCGCUAGAUGCCAUGAGCUUCACCUCUGCUGGAAUCAACUCCACCAAAAGCUUAACUGUAACUGAAACUAGUGAACUGACACCUUUGUCUCAUUCUUGCUAGGAAUGGCCUCCCACACCAGUCCUCCCAACCCCUGUCUCCUUUGGCCAGAUGCUGAUGAAUGUGUUUCUCUGUUUUUGCUUUUUACGCUGCUGCAUUAUCAUGAGGACAUGGCUUCUUCAGUUGGUCUUAACUCUAGGCAGUAGCCUGGAGAUGAGUGUGUGAUUUAAGAGAGGGUAAAACUGACUGACGGAUGGGAUAUAUUUGAAAAGAGAAAUUGAGCCCAGCUCUAGCCAACCAGCUUUGACCUUGUUUGAUCAUAGACUUAGCCAAGGGAUUUUACACCCCAUGCAACCUGCCCAGCAUUCAUCCAGCAUUCUGGCUUCCAUUGAACCGUGAUUUCUCAGAUCUGGAGACGUGACUGCAAGUACUUGAGAUCCUUGGAUAAAAUGUGUACAUUAUAUAAAACCCAAGUAUUGCCAUUCCUUUUCAUGUUAACUGUCCCAAGCCGGGAUCUCAGAAUUAGACCAAAACAAGACAAUGGUGGUAAUAUGAUACCUUUUAUUAGAAGACUUUUCACUGGGGGGUGGAUGGGGGAGGGGAAGGAAUUGUAGCAGAAACAGAUGUAUUUUUCUUGUGAUUUUUAUUUUGAAUCAAAUAUUGUAAAUUGUGUAUAAAUGAAGACGCUGAAUAGUUCUGUUUCCACUUGGCGUUUCAAGUCUGAUAUCAGGUGUCUGUACAGGGUUUUGACCUCUUUCCCUUGUAUAACUACACAGCAAUCCUACAGUGUAACAUAUGGAAUCAUUUUGAGUAGACUUGUGUGUUGCUUUAAGCUUUCAGCAGGUCCUCUGUCUUUGUAGAAUAAGCAUGUUGUUUAUUUUCAGAUAAUCAGAAAUAAGUGUGCCUACAAGCUGGGCACAAUUUGACUCUGGCUACUUACCUUUCUUUCUCUCUGAUGUUGGAACUGAAGGAUGCAGCCAAUGAAAUAUGUUCAGUUGGUUUUCCUUGGCUUCCUAGAUUAAAAAACAAAACAAAGCGUAGUUCCUCACUAACCUUAGAAUAUUGUUCAUAAAAUAAAUAAAGGACCCUGCACUGACAUGACAACAUGCCUCAUGGUCACCCUCUGUAUAUGUACUUACUCAUUGAAGUGUAUCUUUUUUUCCUUACAUAGAAAGCAAUUUUAUAAAAUUGCCCUUUUGAAAAAGAGGUGGGCACAGAGCAACCCGCUGUGGUUCUCUUCCUCGAGUGCCGUUUUCCAUGAUCAGAAGGGAAACUCUUAGUUGAUCAGAUUUGUACAAAUAAAAUUCCAAGCCCACUUGCCUGUUUCUCUAUCUAGUACUUUUGUUUCUCCUUCCUCACGUUUGCACUUUAUUGGGGGGGGGGGGGGGAGGGAGUUGAGCAGCAACAACAGCCUGCAAAACACUGCACUUUGGAGGUCAAGCUUUGACCCCAGAAAUGUGAGAGCAGCCUUUGAAAGGCAGCGGAGGAAAAGUCUGAAUCUUUCAGUCUUCCUCCUGACUUUAAAUACUUCCUGUGCCAGCUGAAACUAGAUGAGCUAAGUAAAGCCCUCUAUUAGGAUAAUGGAUCAUUUCCAAAAUUGAGGGAGGCACCACCUUCCUGCUGAAGAUAAAAAAAAAAAAAAAAAAAAAAAGAUAUCCUUGAAGAGCUCUCCAUGAUUGGAUAGCAGUGAAAAUGGGACUCAGUUUGCACCUUUGUGGACAGGAAUAUUACUGAAGAUCAAAACUGUAUUCUUUUUCCUGGACAUAGAAAGAAUGUAUAAUCUAAUGAAGGAAAUGUUUAUUUUUAAAUAAGAACAAUGUUUUAUGCCUAUGUUUUCCAAUUUGAUUUUUUUCAUACAUAUACAUGUUAGAAAUAUAAUGAAAUAUCUAGUUUCUCAAUUUAAUUGAAACCAUGAAGAGUACAGUUUAGAAAUUAGGUAUCUCUAAAUUGUUCCUUUCAUGUAUUACCCGUAAUCACAUUGAGAUAUAUUAUCUAGUCAUCUGGCUCAAUAAAGCUUAAUGGAGACUGUUAAUGAAAAUGAACAGACUAGCAGCCAGAGACUGGAUGGAGGAAGUCUGAGGGAGAUAAUGACAUGAAAUCAUCUUGGGUUUGUUCUUUAGGAAUGGGGCCUCAUAGAGAAGAACUAUUUUUCUGCUAAGGUAUCCAUGUGAGUGACUCAGCAAAUGGGACCUCCCUUAGUUUAUAACUUCAUCCCUAAGCUAAAAGGGUUUAUUUGAUAUGAGUGAGGUAUGCUGAUAACGGGUAGACAUACGAACUCCACAAGAGGGAUCGGAGAGACCAGUCUCUAGUCCAUCCACUUCAUUUCACAUGGAACCGGAGGCCGGGCCAGCUGAAGAGGCCUGGACAGGACAGGCCAGGUCACCUGGGAUCUCUCCCUGACCUUUUCCGGUCACUGGCCAAGCAGCCUUCAGCAGGCUCUUCACUUCUAAGAGCUAUUGUUCCUUUUUUAUACAAUGAUGGGUUUGGACUAGAUGGUCUUUAAGCUUAUGGAAUUCUAGACUUCUACGUACAUACUAUUAUGCUUUGGAAGGACUAUGAAGGAUUUGUAUAAUCCGGAUGUUCUUCAGUUACCUUCUGUAGCUCUUACUGUUACUGUAGCAGUAUUUACAUUUUAGAGAAUUAUAAUGGACUUUUUACUAACUUGGGUUGCUCUUUCUUGGUUAACUGAAUAGAAGCCUGCAUUACUGGACAGUUUGGGACAUAGAUUCUUUUUUUUAAUAUUACUCACACACCCUACCUAUUCCAACAAAACAGUGUCAGAAGAUUUCAAUUCUUUUAAAACAUAAAAUCAGUGAUCUGACACUUAAAGAUGGGCAGAUACUAUAAGCAUAUGUUUCUGAUUUGCUUUAAUCCAACUGUGUAAGAGUAGUAACUAUACCAGAACACAUAACAAAUUGUUGGCAUUUUGUUGUUUUUUUUUUUUCUUUAAAGCAUUCAAAUAACUAGAUCACCAAAUUCAGGUCCCAGUGUUUCUAAAAACACGGGACUCAGAGGAGAUAAGGUUUAAAUAGACACUUCUAACUAUGAUCAUAAUUAAUGACUUCUUUAGCAGACAUACCAGAAUUUUGACAGCUAAUUGAGUGUUGUUCCAUUCAAAGGCAUCUGGUUUUACUUGGGAAGUUAAUACUUACUCUAAUGAUGCUGCCAUCAUUUAAGUUAUUUUUGAAACUCCUCUCUUUAGAAAUACCAUCAAGGAAGGUAAUAAGGUAUAGGAAAAUCAGUUGAAUUAUUAUCUAAUUAGUAUUGCUUUCAGCAUCUGGAAGCAUCUCUUUCUUGAUCCUUUUCCAUGACUCCUGGUUUAGGGUAACAUUUAACAAAAUCACCCACCCACCUCAGAUGAAAUGUGGUUACUAUUAAAGACAGUAAAAGGAAUAAUCCACAGAAAAUUCCCAGAGAGGAGCUUAUAACGGAAAGCGACAACUAUCAUUCUUAAUUUCCUUGAUCCUCUGAAUAAGGGAACUUUCAUAAUUUCACCUGUCUUUAGUAGUUUAGAAAAUGGAAAGAUGUGGAUUUUAAAAUACCUCCGAAAGAGGUUGUCACUUUGUUCAGUGUCAUUUGAUACUGGACUUGGCUCUUUCUGAAGUAGAAUUAUAGAACUUGGAUUGCUAAUAAUUACAGGGAAACAAACUCAAGAAAAAUUUUCUCAAGAUGAAAUAAUUAGUUUUGUUUAUAAUACUCUUUUCCUGCUCUGCUGACAGGUAAUUGAUCAUUUUGAUUCGAACUAACACAGUUUUCCCCAAGUCAGGAACAGUCUGCCUUCAGCAAUUGUAUGGGAAGAGGAGGACCUUCUGGGUUGACCUCAGCCCAGAAGUGUGGAGGGAUCUGAGUUCACCUGAAUAAAUGCACACUAUAGGUAUCUUGGGCCAAAGUAAAGUCUCCCAUGAUGAUGUUUGUCUAAAUUUCCAGGAGUCUUUAACUUUCUCUGACUGUAAGAUUACCAGGCUCGUGUAGCCAUUAACUUAGUUUGGGGACAAAAAUGAUAGGAUUGCCCAAAGUACUGAAUUAAGUGAAUUAGAGGCUGCCGGGCAGAACAGAGAUACUAGCAGAGGGAUAUUUAAAAUGAAAUCUUUACUGAAACACUCCAGAUAAUACAAAACUGUCUUUUAUUCCUCUCUAGAGACUAUAAUUUUACCAACACAAAGUUAGUCUUUUCAUUUUCCACCCUAGUCAUGUUCCUGAAGUUGGAUGUACUUGGGUUUCUUGAGUCAAAAUGAAUCCCAGAUGGCCUCCAUUUCAAAUAAUCUGUAACAAGAUACUACUUUGUUUAUCCCGGGUUUCCUUUCACCAAGGUGGAGGAAGGAGUUUCUUUGGGUAAUGCUAACUUAUGCAGAGUUGCCAAAUGGUGGUAGUUGCUUGAAUGGAAGACACUUCCUUGGUUCCCACUUUGAUGGUAGUAUCCUGACCUUACUCUUCUUCCUGUGAGUAUUCUGCUCUACCCUAUUGCACCUCCCCCCCCCCUUAUCACAUGGUUGUAUAUUUACCACAGGUCUUUAUCAUGUCCUCCCUAAGAAGACAAAGCAAACAGGUACACGAAGCUACCUUGUACAGUAAAAAUAUGAAAUUUAAACACUGCUACGCAAAUAUUGUAUAAAAAAAAAGUCUGUAAACAAUUUAUUAUGUAAACAUACAGGGGAAUAAAGACUUAUCUGUUCAACCAGGA
Messenger RNA from Lynx canadensis (Canada lynx), 8281 nucleotides. RefSeq names its product AP2 associated kinase 1 (gene AAK1). The transcript has 22 exons. Gene Ontology annotation, molecular function: ATP binding; protein kinase activity. NCBI's taxonomy places the organism in Eukaryota, Metazoa, Chordata, Mammalia, Carnivora, Felidae. The record is from RefSeq and is a predicted model, not a curated record. The coding region runs from base 380 to 3298 and encodes 972 amino acids. Gene Ontology annotation, biological process: protein phosphorylation.